CUUUCAUUCGUUUUCUCCGGCGACAAGGGUUUUGUUAGGUUCGGAAAUAUAACCUUCAACGUUCAUAUCGUCGACGGUUUUCCACGGUCAAAGUCAUAACGGUCUUCAGAGCCGUUACCCGCCAUUCUCGGGUGCCAGCUGUCUCGGCCCCCGCUUAUUUCACUCGGGCUUAUAUAUUUCUCCCGCACUCACACUCUCUUCUUCGGCACAUUCUCACAUUAGAAUCAGAGCGCUCCAUCAACGCCCUCUUCCCUUCCGACUGUUCGUUGCCCAAACCGAACGCUAGAUCGUUACAAGGCUCCAUCAGCGGCCUCUUCCCUUUUUGAGUGUUCGUUGCCCAAACCAAACGCUAGAUUGUUACCAGGCAAUCGGAGGAAGAGAGAGCAGAAUUGAAAGAAGUUUCUCGCCUCGUCUCGGUGAUGAAAAAUAGAGGAAUUACAUUUUUGGCAGUUGUGGUCCUAAUAAGGGAGGUAGCUGAAAAUUUGAUUCUCAUGCAUGAGGAGUGUGUGGAUGGUAACUUUAGCUCUAUCGAAAUGUUGAGCCAAUCUUCUCUUCCACGAGUUGCUCGUUCUCAUGUUAGUCAGUUGCACUUUUUCAGGAACUACUGGCGUCUCCAAAGGAGAUUGAACCUUUUGGUAUCCAUCAUGCAUCUCAAAUGGCUGCUCUGGACUGCAUUGUAUCUGUUGAAGGCGAUGGUAUUUAUAUCCUCAUAUACUGGAAACAUGGCUACAACAGUUGAAGGUCACCGCCGUUUCCUUGGAAAUAGGAGGACAAUACCACCAGACAGGCAAGAGAUCUGCAAGGAAGAAGAAGAAGCUUUCUAUGUUAAUCCUUUGCCCAAUUGUUUAUGUCAGAGAGAACAAUCAAACUCACAAACCACAAUUGAAUAUUAAUGGACUUAUUAGAAACUUAACAAAGUUUA
Messenger RNA from Cucurbita pepo subsp. pepo (vegetable marrow), 922 nucleotides. The record is from RefSeq and is a predicted model, not a curated record. NCBI's taxonomy places the organism in Eukaryota, Viridiplantae, Streptophyta, Magnoliopsida, Cucurbitales, Cucurbitaceae.